Messenger RNA from Schistosoma turkestanicum, 209 nucleotides. Lineage: Eukaryota; Metazoa; Platyhelminthes; Trematoda; Strigeidida; Schistosomatidae. The record is from the annotation of a GenBank genome assembly.
GCAUGCAUUAUGCAGUCUGAUCGAUCAACAUUUUCGUAAAUUAGCACAAAAAUUUCCUACAGUGAAAUUUUUACGUGGUGAAGCUAGUUUAUGUAUACCAAAUUAUCCAUCAAGUAAUUUACCAUCAAUAUUGAUUUAUAAAUCUGGUGAUUUAAAACAUCAAUUAAUUGGUCCUGAUGCAGUUGGUGGAAAUGCAGUCACUUUAAAAA